AUGUCCGCCAUCCGCUCCGCCGCCAAGAAGGCGCCCACUGCCGUCGCCAUGUUCAACAUGGGCGGACCGUCCACGCUGCCUGAAGUGCAGAGCUUCCUCACCAACCUCUUUCUCGACCCAGAGCUGAUCCCCAUGGGACCCAUGCAGAAAUACGUCGGUCCUUGGGUGGCCAAGCGCCGCACGCCGCAGAUCGUGGACCAAUACGCACAGAUCGGCGGUGGCUCUCCCAUCCUCAAAUGGACCAACAUUCAGGGCGAGAACAUGUGCAAGAUCCUCGACGAGAUCCGUCCAGAGAGCGCGCCACAUAAGCACUAUGUGUUCUUCCGCUACGCUAAUCCGUUGACGGAGCAAUCGCUGAAGCAGAUGAAGGAGGACGGCGUCACCCGAGCCAUCGCCUUCUCACAGUACCCGCAGUGGUCGUGCACGACGUCGGGAUCCAGUAUGAACCACUUGUGGCGCGAACUGGACCGCUUGGACAUGAAGGAGGACUUCCAGUGGUCGCUUAUUGAUCGCUGGAACACCCAUCCGGGCUACAUCUCGGCGCUGGCCAACCGUGUCAAGAUGGGACUCGAGCAGUACGCGCCUGAAGACAGAGACAAGGUGAUCAUCAUGUUCUCAGCCCACUCCGUGCCCAUGAAGACGGUGUACAAAGGAGACUCGUAUGUGAAUGAGAUUGCUGCCACCGCUGAGCGUGUGAUGAAGCAGCUUGCUGGCAAGAACCCGCACAUUCUCAGCUGGCAGUCCAAGGUCGGCUAUCUGCCGUGGAUGGGACCCAGCACCAGUGACGUGAUCGAGCGCUACGGAAAGCAGGGACACAAACACGUUAUGGCUGUGCCCAUUGCGUUCACUUCCGACCACAUUGAGACGCUGUACGAGAUCGACAUUGAGUACGGCGAGGAGGCCCACGCCGCUGGCAUUACGAACUUCAAGCGAUGCCCGUCGUUGAAUGACGAGCCGCUGCUGUUCAAGGCUCAGGCGGAUAUUGUGAAGGCGCAUCUGGACUCGGAGGAGCUGCACUCGUCGGCUUAUCCUCUUAACUGUGCAGGCUGCACGAACCCCAUGUGCCGCAGCAUCGUGAACCCUAUCAAACCUUACAAGAAGCUUCUGUAG
Phytophthora nicotianae INRA-310 is the source of this 1110-nucleotide messenger RNA. Its product is annotated as ferrochelatase. NCBI's taxonomy places the organism in Eukaryota, Oomycota, Peronosporomycetes, Peronosporales, Peronosporaceae. Gene Ontology annotation, biological process: heme biosynthetic process. The coding region runs from base 1 to 1110 and encodes 369 amino acids. Gene Ontology annotation, molecular function: protoporphyrin ferrochelatase activity. The transcript has 4 exons. The record is from RefSeq and is a predicted model, not a curated record.